UAUACAAAACUAUUUACAAUAGUCCUCUAAAAAAAUAAGUCCAUGCACUUUUAUCAAUGUCACACCAUGUCAUUAUUAAUAUAGACUGGUCUGGGCUCGUGGGAUUGGCGCAAUCAUUAAAUAUCCUAAAAUCUUCAAUGGUACCGUCCUAAUAACAGAACUAAUUACAAUUACAAUGGCAUCUAUUUUGUUAUCCGAGGGCAGUGACUGUGCGGCUUCAGUCGGUGCUGGCGAGGGAAAACCAUGGUCCUAUAUUCUGCCUGCACGAGGGAGGAGUUCCCGUCGUCGGUCGCGCUCGUCGCCAGUUCGAUGUGCAGUGUCGUCGGCGCCCCGCGCACGCAGUCCAUCUGCGUCGUCUCGACGCCACUCCCCUGCGAUCAACUGCUCGUAUCCGUUGCAACCUGAAUGCAGCUGCAAUCAAAUAUCGGAUUGGUCGCAUGUCACUGCCUACUUCUCGGAGAAGCCGCCGAAGGGCCCUCUGCGGCUUGUACCCAUUAUGGCCAGUCCGGUACCUGUGAUGUCCUCAAGACAUGAAUCGCCACACCGACAAUCGGAUCUUGCGAUUUUUCCGAUGAAUUUCCCUGAAGACAAUGAGCUCUCAAUACUUGAUCCACCGAAAAUAAAGCAACACGUAGAAACGAAGAGAAAAUCAAGCGGUCACCAUCGGCGACGUGUUGUACGUCGCUUGCUGCACGACCUGGUGACCAGCUUGCCACUGUCUGCCACCGUGUCUCCGUGUCCUGUCACCUGUCAAGAGACAAAUAUGUCAUCCACAUGCCUAACAGCAGCGAAAGUAUCCCAAGCUGUGGCCGCCGCUUCUGUAUCUCUGAUGCCCACUCCACGAACUUCAGCUGAUUGCAAGCACGUGGCAGUGCAGGCGUCUGGACGCAUAAAAUGUGCAGAGAAGUACCAAGAUGAUGGCUAUAUAAUAAGUGGGUCCAAACGGUUGUCUACGAAGGACGAGUGGGUAGGCGGGGUGCGAGCGUUACGCGACUCUCACGUACGACUGGUGCUGCGGCAGCUCCGCCACAUCAAGCGGUUGAACCGCGCGCUCGACCGGGCCGCGCCGCCGUUUCCAGUUCGCACCGUGAAGCAGUGAUCGAACUCUUGCAGCAUAAAUGUGGCUGUGACAACCCUAACAUUUGUUUCAAUAU
Galleria mellonella (greater wax moth) is the source of this 1154-nucleotide messenger RNA. RefSeq lists its product as uncharacterized. The coding region runs from base 176 to 1099 and encodes 307 amino acids. The record is from RefSeq and is a predicted model, not a curated record. NCBI's taxonomy places the organism in Eukaryota, Metazoa, Arthropoda, Insecta, Lepidoptera, Pyralidae. The transcript has 9 exons.